Molecule: messenger RNA, 1293 nt
Organism: Chaetomium globosum CBS 148.51
Lineage: Eukaryota; Fungi; Ascomycota; Sordariomycetes; Sordariales; Chaetomiaceae
Exons: 1
Coding region: 1-1293 (430 amino acids)
Molecular function (GO): FAD binding
Source: RefSeq, a predicted model, not a curated record
AUGCACCCCCCAACCACCACCCUCCGCGUCCUCAUCAGCGGCGGCGGCAUCGCCGGCAACGCGCUCGCCUUCUGGCUCGCCAAGCAAGGCCACGACAUCACGGUCGUCGAGCGCUUCCCGUCCCUACGCGCCACCGGCCUGCAACUCGACCUGCGCGGGUGCGGCAUCGAGGUGCUCCGGCGCAUGGGCCUGGAGGCCGGGUUCCGCGCCAAGGCGGCCCCGGAGCAGGGCAUGCAGAUGGUGGACAAGUCGGGCCGGCGCCGCGCGUAUUUCCCCGCGAACAAGCCGGGUAGUGGGAAAAAGCAGAGCUUGACGUCCGAGUAUGAGAUGAUGCGCGGGGAUAUGUGUCGGUUGUUGUUUGAUGCGGCGCAGGGGGCCGGGAAACAGCCGCCCAAGUAUAUGUAUGGCACGUCGGUGGAGGCGUUGGAGCAGGUGGAGGGGGGAAAGGUGGACGUGCGGUUUGAGGAUGGUCGGACGGAGACGUUUGAUUUGGUGGUUGGGGCGGAUGGCCAGUGGUCGCGCACGAGGAAGGUGAUGCUCGGGCCUGGCGCGCCGGAUCCCAUGCAGCGGAUACCGGGGUUGGUUAUUGCCUACUUUACCAUGCGGCUGCCGAUGAAGGAGGGGGAGGAGUUCUUGGCUACUUCCUACCUGACUGCCAAGCAUCGCGGCAUCAUGACCCGGCGGCACAGCCCGGACGAGAUCCAGGUUUUGUUGUCGUGCAAGUCGGGGCCGGAAGGGAUCGACAAGGUGCCGCGGGGUGAUGUGAAGGGGGAGAAGGAGGUGCUCGAGGGGAUCUUCAAGGGGGCGGGGUGGAUGACGGAUGAUUUUCUCAAGGCCAUGUGGGCGGCCGAUGACUUUUACUGCGAGCGCCUCGGCCUCGUGAAGCUUCCGUCCUGGUCGUCUGGAAACGUCACCCUGGUCGGAGACGCCGCGUACUGUCCGACGGCCAUGUCGGGGAUGGGCACGACUUCGGCCAUGGUGGGAGCGUAUAUUCUGGCGGGCGAGAUCGGCAAGUACGUGAGCGGCGGUCUGCCCAACGAGGCGGUCGGGCUUGCCGUAGCGCUCAAGAACUACGAGGACAAGUUCCGGCUAUUCAUGGAAGGGAUACAGAAAGGUAUCCCCGAGAGAGCGGAAUCUCAGUGGACCAUGACUGGGUCGGCAUUCAGCAUCGGUAUUUUGAACUUGAUGGCGGGGUUUGCGUCCUUCUUCAAGCUCAACAUUGCCGACAUGAUCAAUAUCCGCGAGAGCGUUGAGGGAUGGAGUCUACCGGAGUACGAGCAGGUCUGGGAAUAA